Messenger RNA from Henningerozyma blattae CBS 6284, 1629 nucleotides. RefSeq names its product phosphatidylinositol-3-phosphate binding protein (gene PEP7). The record is from RefSeq and is a predicted model, not a curated record. Gene Ontology annotation, biological process: DNA repair. The coding region runs from base 1 to 1629 and encodes 542 amino acids. NCBI's taxonomy places the organism in Eukaryota, Fungi, Ascomycota, Saccharomycetes, Saccharomycetales, Saccharomycetaceae. Gene Ontology annotation, molecular function: DNA binding; metal ion binding. The transcript has a single exon.
AUGGGAAUCACAAAUGCUUCAAGUACAACAACUCUUUCAACAAAUGCAAUAGAAGAACUACCUAUAAAUGAACCUCUGGGGUCCGUAGCAUGUCCCAUUUGUUCCCAAGAGUUCAUUAAUCUCCAAAAAUUGAAUAAACAUUUAGACAGAGACCAUGGAUUUGAUAAUACUCGUAAUAAGAGUAGCUCCUCUUUACGUUCAAACUCUCAAAAACUCCCAACUAGCGUUGGUGGCUCGCCCAAAAAACAGGGGAAACAACAACGUAUACGAACAACUCAUUGGGAACAACUUGGCAAGUUCCCAAGUACAUGUGGUGAGUGUAAUUGUAACCUUAAUGAUUCAGUAGGUGCUACUAACUGUAGGAAAUGUGGUAAAUUGUAUUGUGGAAGACAUUGUAGGCAUAAAAUAAAAUUAAAUCUAAAUGCGAAGUAUGAUGCAGAAAGUGGUAAAUGGUACAUAUGUUGUAAGUCUUGUUAUAAUAAGAGACCAGGAUAUAAUGAUUAUGGUAGCUAUAAAGAUUUAACUGAUGAUUUUGUUAGAUAUAGGAAUUCAAACAGUGAAGAUAAAGCCUUACGACUUCUCCAAUUGGAAGUUCGACUGGUAAAACUUGUUGAUGGAGUAUUUAGACUUUAUAAGCGAUAUAACAGUAAUGUUAUAAUGCGACUUAAGUUUUCCAAUGAAGUAUCCAAACUGGAGAGAAUUAUAUGCCCAUGGAAGGACGAUCAAAAUGUUGUAGAUUGUGAAAUAUGUAUCCAACCAUUUACAUUAACCGUACGGAAACAUCAUUGUAGACUUUGUGGAUCUGUUGUUUGCGAUGAUCCACACACAAUGUGUUCAAAGAAAAUACCUAUCCAACUACUAGUUAAUGCGUCUAAGGAGCUACCUUUUAAAGAAGCUGAGAAAUUUAAAAAUAUUAAAGAUAUUCAAUAUUCCGCUUUACUAUGUACUAAAUGUACAAACACCUUAUAUUUAAAAAGAAUGUUCAAACAGAGUAUGAAAGAGAAACAAUCAAAUAUAAUACAAUUAUAUGAAAAUAUGAAUGAUACAUCAAAAGUAAUAUUGAAAGUAUUAUCAACUUUUGAAGUUUUACUUUUACAAGUAGAAAAUUCUAAAAAAUCUCAAGAUAGCCCUUCAGAAGUGUUAUUGAAAGAUUUAGUUACAACCAGGGGAAAAGUAAUGAGAAACUUCUCAGCAUUUAAUCUUGUUGUAAAACAGAUAAAUCAAUAUAAACCUAAAAAUGCUACUGAAACGAAAAUUCAGAAAUCUCUUCAAAUAACAGCAUCUGAAUUUGUUAAUAAAAAUAUAAUUCCUUUGAAAUCUUUAAACUUCAAUAUUGAAUCUGGUACAUCAAUUUGUGGAUCAUCAUUGCCAAAUAUCAUUGAUACUGGACCUCAGGUGAAAAAGUUAUCCGAUUUACUGUUCAAUAAUCUUACUAUUAAAGAAGUAAAGGAGUAUCGAGAAGAAUUGAUGGUAUUAAAAGAACAGAGUUUUUUAGUACAAUCCAUGGUUGAAACAGCAAAAACUCAACGAAAAUUUGAGGAAUUAAAAUCUUUAGAUGAAAAUCUAAAGGAUUUGAACGUAAGAAUAGAAGAAUUAGAAAACAAAUUAGGAGAGGAGGGAUUUUCGUAA